GUGGAUGUGUCCAUUAGAGAGGUUAAAUAUAAUGAUUGAGAAGCAGAUAGUGAACAAUUGCAUUAUAGGUCGACGAGUAUCUAAAACAAUCACACACACUUCAUCAGUUACUCAAGUAUAUGUUGUGGAGAUGUACACUAGCCGGAAUACCAGCACUUUGGGUCUACGCUUAGCAUGUGGACUGGUUCUCCUCGUAAUUGCUGCUGCUUCUGCGAAGAAAAACUGGGCAAGAAAUUGUUUUUACUAUGAAACUUCAAUUAACUACGAAUACCAAUAUAAACUACCACGCAUUCCCAACAAAGCCAGACGCAUAGAAUUUUCUGUUACAGCGAAAAAUGAUGUACACAUCGCUUUGUCGGCACAAAAUGCGGACAUCAAUCAGAUGUACGAAAUCGUGAUCGGGGGAUGGGCUAACACCAGAUCCGUCGUCAGACGAUGCAAACAGUGUACGAACCUCGUUUCAGUUACACGCAAAUCUGGUUUCGUAAAUCCAAAUGAGUUUCGUAGUUUCUGGAUCGAGUUCGAUGGUGGUGAUAUUGCCGUAGGAUUCAACGGAGAGUCCGCGUUUAUGCGGUAUCGCGAUCCUAGCCCGCUAAACGUUAACUACGUGGGGUUCAGCACUGGAUGGCUUAGUAGAGGCAACUUUCGAUUCUGUGAUUUAGAUUGCAAAAAUCAUGAAACAAAUCUCCAGUAUAGAUAUCGUUAUAAUCUACCACGUUUACCAAAAUGUGCCACUCGUUUCGAGUUCUCCGUCAGGGCAUCAAAUGACGUACACAUCGCACUGUCGGCAGAUGAUGAAGACCUCGACUCGAUGUACGAAAUCGUCAUAGGUGGUUGGGGCGACACCAAAUCCGUCAUUAGACGAUGCAAACAGUGUGCAAACCUUGUUUCGUAUGAUCGAAGUUCCGGGUUUUUGGAUCAAAAUGAGUAUCGGCGUUUCUGGAUCCAGUUUGUUGAUGGUGAAAUUGCGGUGGGAUAUAUUGGAGAGGUCGCUUUCAUGACGUAUCAGGAUCCGAACCCGCUUGACAUCAGCUACGUGGGUUACAGCACAGGCUGGGGUAGUAGUGGAAGCUUCCAAUUCUGUGACAUAGAUUGUACCUACUCUUCAACAGAUCUUCAGUAUAAAUAUCGAUACAAUCUACCACGUGUUCCAAAUACCGUCGGUCGAUUUGAGUUCUCCGUCAAAGCAUCAAACGACGUACACAUUGCACUGUCGGCACAACGUAGAGACCUCAAUGCUAUGUACGAAAUCGUCAUUGGAGGAUGGAGCGACACCAAAUCAGUCAUCAGACGAUGCAAACAAUGUGGGAACCUAGCUUCGCAUGAUCGAAGGUCCGGGUUCCUAGAAGCAGAUGAGUACCGACAUUUCUGGAUCGAGUUCGUCGAUGGUUUAAUUUCUGUGGGAUAUUUUGGAGAGGUAGCUUUUAUGAUGUAUCAGGAUCCUAAACCGCUUAAUGUAAACUAUGUAGGUUAUAGCACCGGCUGGGGUAGUAAUGGCCGCUUCCGGUUUUGUGACAUAGGUUGUCUCCACUCUGUAACAGACGACCAGUAUAGGUAUCGGUACAACCUACCCCGUGUACCGGACGACGUCACUCGAUUUGAAUUCUCCGUCAGGGCAUCAAAUGACGUACACAUCGCACUGUCCUCACAAAAUAGAGACCUCAAUUCGAUGUACGAAAUUGUCAUAGGCGGAUGGGGCAACACCAGAUCCGUCAUUAGACGAUGCAAACAAUGCACAAACCGUGUUUCGUAUCGAAGUUCUGAUUUUCUGGACUUGCACGAGUAUCGGCAUUUCUGGAUCCAGUUUGAUGAUGGUGUCAUUUCUGUGGGAUAUGUCGGAAAGGCCGCUUUUAUGACGUAUACGGAUCCUAGCCCGUUUGAAAUCAACUUUGUUGGUUAUAGCACAGGCUGGGGUAGCAAUGGCAGCUUUUUGUUUUGCGAUAAUAUUUGGCUUGGCUUGUUUUAAAUUAUCAAAUAAUUUCAAUCAUAAAUUAGGUUACAUUUUCUCACAAAUGUGUAUUGUAAACACAGUCGUUAACAUUAGUUUUAAAUAGAUAGUUGGCGUUACUUUAUUUUCUUCUCUCAAUACUUUAUAAUCAUAUUACAGUUAGCCUAUAUUUCAAAAUGUUCUUAAUAAUGUAUCCAACCCGUUGUGUUCUGAUCUACGGUUUCAUAGUUUAUUUCAUAAGAAUAUUAUUUGAAUAAAAUUGACAAUAUUCAUAAAAA
Molecule: messenger RNA, 2226 nt
Organism: Anneissia japonica
Lineage: Eukaryota; Metazoa; Echinodermata; Crinoidea; Comatulida; Comatulidae
Exons: 6
Coding region: 5-1966 (653 amino acids)
Source: RefSeq, a predicted model, not a curated record